AUGGCCACUAUUACCACACAAGCCCAAGUGACAGCGGACAGAUUGCCUUUCAAAAAUGGCGAAAUCACAGUAGAGCAUAUUAUUCCAAGCCCAGCAGAGCCAAAUAUUCCGCUACCACCACCUUCAAAAAGCCCCGUCGACAUUCUGGAUCUCGACAAGGGCACUCCCGAUAACCAUGUGCCUCGCGAUCCACGAUUGAUCCGAUUAACAGGUGUGCAUCCAUUUAACGUGGAGCCGCCGUUGACAGCAUUGUACAAUGAGGGGUUUCUCACGUCCCCGGAAUUGUUUUAUGUUCGGAACCAUGGGCCAGUGCCUCAGGUCCACGAUGAGGACAUUCCAAAUUGGGAUAUUAGUAUAGAAGGAUUGGUCGAGAAUCCUUUAGUCCUCAAUUUCCAGGAUAUCCUUCAGAAUUAUGACCAGAUCACCGCACCAAUCACACUGGUUUGUGCUGGGAACAGACGAAAAGAGCAAAAUACAGUUCGAAAGUCAAAGGGAUUCUCGUGGGGCCCAGCGGGAUUAUCUACAGCUCUCUUCACAGGCCCUAUGAUGGCAGACAUUUUGCGCAGUGCGAAGCCUCUUCGACGAGCAAAAUAUGUUUGCAUGGAGGGCGCAGACAAACUGCCUAACGGAUUCUAUGGGACCUCGGUCAAGUUGAACUGGGCCAUGGAUCUCCAUCGAGGAAUAAUGUUAGCCCAUAAGAUGAAUGGCGAGGACCUUCGCCCGGACCAUGGUCGUCCUCUGAGGGCAGUAGUGCCUGGUCAGAUUGGAGGGCGCAGUGUCAAGUGGCUAAAGAAGUUGAUUUUGACUGAUACGCCAAGUGAUAAUUGGUACCACAUCAACGACAAUCGAGUGUUGCCAACAAUGGUGACUCCGGAAAUGUCUGCACAGGAUCGCAAGUGGUGGACUGACGAGCGGUACGCUAUCUAUGAGCUCAACGUCAACUCAGUAGCCGUACAUCCACAACACGAAGAAGAAAUCGAUUUGGCGACUGCUGGCUCAAAUUAUACGGUCAAGGGAUAUGCAUACGCUGGUGGCGGGCGAAGAAUAACAAAGGUUGAGGUCUCUUUAGACAGAGGAAUAUCAUGGCGCCUUUCCGAGGUCGAAUAUGCAGAAGAUAAGUACCGCGACUUUGAAGGUAACCUAUUCGGCGGCAAGGUCGAUAUGUGGUGGAGAGAAUCAUGUUUCUGUUGGUCUUUCUGGUCCCUGGAUAUCCCAGUAUCAGAUCUAGCAUCCAGUGACGCGCUUCUUGUCAGGGCAGUAGACGAUGCAUUGAGCGCUCAGCCACGCGAUAUGUACUGGUCUGUCCUGGGUAUGAUGAACAAUCCUUGGUUUCGAGUGACAAUCACGAAAGACAUGAAUAUUCUCAAGUUCGAGCAUCCUACUCAUCCAGCCAAGUCAGGUGGUUGGAUGGAAAGAGUCAAGAAGACUGGCGGGGAUUUACUCGAUGGCACCUGGGGUGAAAGGGCUCAAGGCGAGGAACCUGUUGGGCCAGAGCAGGUAAAGGAGAUCAAUAUGAAAAAAUACGGCGUUAGUAGGCAGAUCGACUUGCAAGAGUUUAAGGCGAAUAGCAGCAGCGAGAAGCCUUGGUUCGUUGUCAAUGGCGAAGUGUAUGACGGCACAGCAUUCCUCGAGGGCCACCCCGGCGGAGCUACCAGUAUCACAUCUUCUGCCGGUUUGGAUGUGUCAGAAGAUUUCCUUGCAAUUCACAGUGAGACGGCCAAGGAGAUGAUGUCCGAUUACCAUAUUGGAAACUUGGACAAGGUAUCCCUCGAUGCUCUAGGGCAUAAUGCAUCUGCAGGUUCGGGCGAGCCACGGGCGGUAUUCCUUCAAUCCCGAGCAUGGGCAAAGGCUACUCUGACAGAGAAGAAGAAAAUAUCAUGGGAUACAAGGAUAUUUGUCUUCGACCUGGAGCACGACAAGCAGACACUCGGGCUACCAAUCGGCCAGCAUCUAAUGAUCAAAGUCCAGGACCCAACCAACAAUGAAGCCGUCAUCAGAUCAUACACCCCAAUGUCGGACACAAACCUUAACGGAAAGAUGGAAUUACUCGUAAAGAUCUACUUCCCAAGCGAUUCCAUCCCCGGAGGAAAAAUGACCAUGGCGCUCGACAAACUCCCCAUAGGCUCAGCGAUAGACUGCAAGGGGCCGACUGGACGAUUCGAAUAUCUCGGCAAUGGUCGUGUCUCGAUCAGCGGCAAGGAGCGCCAGCUCCGCUCGUUCAAGAUGAUCUGUGGAGGAACGGGUAUCACACCCGUAUUCCAAGUUUUGCGAGCUGUUAUGCAGGAUACGCAAGACCCCACAACGUGCGUUGUUAUAGACGGCAACAGACAGGAAGAGGAUAUCCUUUGUCGGUCUGACCUUGAUGAUUAUGUGGCUCUCGACGGUCGAAAGUGCACAGUCGUGCAUACAUUGACGAAAGGGUCUGAUAAUUGGGCUGGUCGACGGGGUCGAGUUUCUAAAGAACUCCUCGCGGAGUAUACAGCCCCAGAAGCGCAUAGCAUGGUUCUGGUUUGUGGACCGGGGCCCAUGGAAAAGUCUGCGCGAGCAAUUUUGCUCGCUCAAGGUUGGGCUGAAUCGGAUCUUCACUUCUUCUAG
Molecule: messenger RNA, 2595 nt
Organism: Penicillium soppii
Lineage: Eukaryota; Fungi; Ascomycota; Eurotiomycetes; Eurotiales; Aspergillaceae
Gene: niaD
Product: nitrate reductase NiaD
Exons: 7
Coding region: 1-2595 (864 amino acids)
Biological process (GO): nitrate assimilation; nitric oxide biosynthetic process
Molecular function (GO): nitrate reductase (NADPH) activity; molybdopterin cofactor binding; heme binding
Source: RefSeq, a predicted model, not a curated record